Armigeres subalbatus is the source of this 1991-nucleotide messenger RNA. Its product is annotated as zinc finger protein 845-like. The transcript is spliced from 6 exons. Gene Ontology annotation, cellular component: nucleus. The coding region runs from base 203 to 1780 and encodes 525 amino acids. Gene Ontology annotation, molecular function: RNA polymerase II cis-regulatory region sequence-specific DNA binding; zinc ion binding; DNA-binding transcription factor activity, RNA polymerase II-specific. Gene Ontology annotation, biological process: regulation of transcription by RNA polymerase II. The record is from RefSeq and is a predicted model, not a curated record. Lineage: Eukaryota; Metazoa; Arthropoda; Insecta; Diptera; Culicidae.
AUGACAUUUCGAAUGUUUACGCAUCAUUGUCAAAAAUUAUGCUGCAAAAUUUGUGAAAAACUAGUUUUUGUGAAGAUUGGAAUAAUAUUUGACGAUUUUAGUUAUAUUUUUUCGACAUUUGAUAUAUAUGUAUUUGAGUAAAACGUGGCAUUUAUACGCAGCAUAUAGUUGUGAGCAGUUUAGACAAUUUAUUUAAAAUAAGAUGGCUAUGUGCCGGGCGUGCGGUGACCAUCCCGGUGACGAGAACCGUCUGAAGGAAAGCCUGCAAAAGUACUUCGACAUUUACUAUAAUCUAACAUCCAUUAGGUUAACGUCAGACGAGAAUCCCGAGAGACAGCGGAUUUGCGAUGAUUGCCACUCGAAGCUGCUGGAGUACAAUCGAUUCCGAUCGACUUGUCUUCAGGUUCACUACAAGCUUACGGAAAUUAAACAAGAAGAUGGAAUUGACCAUUCGAAACCGGAGAUUAUGGAGAUCAUGCCCCUGGUAGGCCCACUGAAAGUCGAAAGACUGGACUAUAAAGAGGGGGAUGAACCGGAAGUGUUUGAGGAUGGUGCCGCGGAUCAUGAUGUCGAUUUUGUUGAUGAAAACGAGGAAGAGGAGGAUGAUGAUGACGAUAAGGAUAAGGAAUUCGAUCACAAGUUGUACAAAGACUUGAACUCGGACACGGAGGAUCAAACCAGCGAUGAAGAUCCCAAACCGGAGAAGAAGAAAAAGAAACGUCGAAAGAAGGGCGAGGGUCCCAAGGAGCAAUUGUUGAGUUGCAACCAGUGCGAAAGAAAGUUCCGCACCGACCAGCGGCUGCAGGGCCAUUUGAGGACCCAUCUGGGCUUGAAGCCGGCCGUGUGCAACCUGUGCGGUAAAGAGUUCCACAAAUUCUAUAAUUUGAAGCUGCACAUGACCCGCAAACAUUCGGAUGCGAAGUGUGAAUUCCUGUGCGAUUUCCCCGAAUGUGGGUUGAGUUACAGCACCAAGCAGGGCUUGACUAACCACCGCAGGCGUCACGAUCCGAACUUUAUCCAACCGAUUCAGAAGCGAGUGGUUUGCGAUCAGUGCGGGAAGACAUUUUCGACUGCGGGUGCUUUGAAGAAACACAGCUACAUCCAUUCAGGAGACAUGCCUUUCCAAUGUCAGACGUGUAACAAGAAACUUCCGACUGCUCAUAAGCUGAAGGAACACACCAUGAGACAUGAGGGUAUCAGAAAUCACGUUUGCCCCUUAUGUGGCUUGAAAAAAACUACUCGCCACGAGCUGACGGUCCACAUGAACUAUCACACCCGCGAGAAGCAAUUCACCUGUCACGUGUGUGCGCAGGUGUUCUCCAACAUCGGCAACAUGAGCCGCCACAUCAAAAUCGUUCACUGUGGUAUCAAGUCGUACAACUGCACGUACUGUGACCGCUCAUUUGGAAAAGCGGAAACCCUCAAACAUCAUGUGAUGACCCACACCGGCGAGAAGCCACACGAAUGUGGAAUUUGUGGCAAACGGUUCAUCCAGUCGGUGGCCCUGCAGACACACAUGAGAACGCACCGAAAGCACCUGCCGCCUGAACAACAACAAGAGCGACAGUCAUCGUCAUCGGGAGCCCCGUACCAGCAUCCAAAUCUGGGCCAACAGCGUUCGUCGGUGUUGAUGCAGGCGGCGGCCGCAGCCGCUGCUGCAGCGGUCACGAUGAUGCCCCUAGGGCAGUCGCAAACGGAACAGCUACAACAGGACCAGCAGCAGCAGCAACAAUCCCCAGACGUUUCCCCGCUGGGAGAUUACGUCAAUCACUCGGUUUGAGCAUGCUUUAUUUCAAGAACACUUUCUUAUAAUUCUUAACCAUUGGGGAUUCGUGAGUUUUAAAAUGCACGAUACAAACAAGAUCACGUGCAUGACUAGUGUUGAUGUGAAUCAAUGAAAAAGGAUGAGAUGUACAGCAGUGGCUGAUGUAUCUCUGAUUUUUUUAGAGUAGAUAUUUAUUCCGUAAAAUAAAGUGAACAUAUGUACUGUA